Molecule: messenger RNA, 1327 nt
Organism: Impatiens glandulifera
Lineage: Eukaryota; Viridiplantae; Streptophyta; Magnoliopsida; Ericales; Balsaminaceae
Product: gamma aminobutyrate transaminase 3, chloroplastic-like
Exons: 14
Coding region: 16-1230 (404 amino acids)
Biological process (GO): biotin biosynthetic process
Molecular function (GO): S-adenosyl-L-methionine:8-amino-7-oxononanoate transaminase activity; pyridoxal phosphate binding
Source: RefSeq, a predicted model, not a curated record
GAUUUAAAGUGUUUCAUGUUCAAAUAUCUGUGUAUAGGAGGAAAUGAACCUCGUCUUAUUGCUGCUGCAAUGGAACAACUAAACACUUUGCCAUUCUUUCAUUCUUUCUCGAAUUGCACUACAAAACCAACUUUGGUCCUCGCAGAGGAACUUUUGGGAAUGUUUACAGCAAACAAAAUGGCAAAAGUUUUCUUUACUAAUAGUGGAUCAGAAGCCAAUGAAACUCAGGUGAAGCUUGUUUGGUAUUAUAACAACGCUCUUGGAAGGCCGGAAAAGAAGAAGUUUAUUGCUCUAUCAAAAUCAUAUCAUGGUUCAACUUUUAUAUCAGCAAGUCUUUCUGGGAUUCCAUCAAUGCACCAAAAAUCUGAUCUUCCUGCUCCCUUUGUAUUGCACACUGACUGCCCUCACUACUGGCGCUUUCACCUUCCAGGUGAGUCAGAGGAGGAGUUCUCAACUAGACUAGCAAAUAAUUUGGAGACACUAAUCUUGAAAGAGGGACCCGAGACGAUUGCUGCAUUCAUUGCGGAACCAGUGCUAGGGUCAGCAGGUGUCAUACUCCCCCCUGCAACUUAUUUUGAUAAGAUUCAAGCUGUUCUAAAGAAAUAUGACAUUUUGUUCAUAGCGGAUGAGGUGAUUUGUGGAUUUGGAAGGCUCGGGACUAUGUUUGGCUGCGAUAAGUACAAUAUCAAACCGGAUCUUGUAUCCUUAGCAAAGGCACUUUCUUCUUCAUAUGUGCCUAUUGGAGCAGUUCUUUUGAGCCCUGAAAUUGCAGAUGUCAUAAAUUCUGUAGGAUCUUUUUCUCAUGGAUUUACACAUUCUGGGCACCCACUCUGUUGUGCAGUCGCAAUAGAAGCUCUCAAGAUCUACAAGGAAAGAAACACUCUUGAGCAAGUUAACAGCAUUGCUACCAGAUUUCAAGAAGGUUUGAAAGCCUUCUCAAACAGCCCAAUUAUAGGAGAGAUACGUGGAACUGGCUUGAUUCUUGGAGCAGAGUUCACUGAUAACAAGUCUCCGAAUGAACCAUUCCCUCCCGAAUGGGAGAUUGAUGCAUAUUUUGGAGCACAAUGUGAGAAGCACGGGAUGCUGCUGGUAAUCGAUGAUGGUCAAAUUUUGAUUUGUCCACCAUUCACAAUGACUCCUGAUGAGACUGAGGAGUUAAUAAGUAUUUUUGGAAAGGCAUUGAAAGCAACCGAAGAGAGGGUGCAAGAACUCAAGUCUCAGAAGAAGUGAGAAGAGAAAUAAUGAAAUUAGAAUUCAAAUAAAUCGAUGAAUGUUCUUGUAACAAGGUUUCUUGUACUCGCAUUCACCAUGUAUGGUUGGGUCUUUG